This is a messenger RNA of Rhododendron vialii, 2819 nucleotides long. Its product is annotated as cyclic nucleotide-gated ion channel 1-like. The record is from RefSeq and is a predicted model, not a curated record. The transcript is spliced from 9 exons. The coding region runs from base 381 to 2549 and encodes 722 amino acids. Gene Ontology annotation, molecular function: voltage-gated potassium channel activity. Gene Ontology annotation, biological process: transmembrane transport; potassium ion transport. Lineage: Eukaryota; Viridiplantae; Streptophyta; Magnoliopsida; Ericales; Ericaceae. Gene Ontology annotation, cellular component: membrane.
UCUCUCUCUCUCUCUCUCUCUCUCUACCAAAAAGAGGAAAGAGACGAGCAAGUCCGUCAAGACCACAGCAGUCUCCAUUGAAGUUUCUCAAAAUCGAAGCCGACUUUGCUUGACGACUCCAUUAAAAAACCUGUUUCUAACGGACUAUUUGUUUCCGUAUUCUGUUUGAUUCCCGAGAGACGUCGGAAAAUUGGAGCUGAGAGAUUGUGCCUCGGAGUAUAGACUAUAGACUCUUUGCUUCUAUUGAAUUUUGCAGUUACGAUUGUUCUUAGCGAAGGGUUUGAUCAUAGGAUGCUUGAAAGCUGCAAGUAAAGUCCACCUAAAUCUACUGGUGAAAUAUUCGUAUCGGACAACCUACAACAAUUAAAUUACCUGGAGAUAUGGAUUUCCAACGAGACAAAUUUGUGAGGUUUGAGGAUUGGAAAUCAGACCAAUCUUCAAGUUCUGAGCUGCAAUAUUCUACUGAGGAUGGAAUUUGGACAAGGAGUAGAUCAAUGAUAGGCUCAGUAGUGGGACGUACGCGAAGUGGAUUUGAGAGGGUCUCCAAAGGAAUUAAAAGCUUUAAAACAUUUUCAGGCACCUAUCGACGAGAUGAUCAGCCAACAAAAGAAUUGGGUAGUAGGGUAAAGAUUCUCGACCCACAGGGGAAGUUUCUUCAGAGAUGGAAUAAAAUAUUUGUACUCACUUGUGUGAUUGCUGUGGCCGUGGAUCCAUUAUUCUUUUACAUCCCAGUGAUUGAUGAUGAAAAGAAAUGCCUCAGUUUGGACAACAAAUUGGACAUCAUUGCUUGCGUUCUUCGCACAUUCGUUGAUAUCUUCUACAUACUUCACAUUAUCUUUCAAUUCCGGACAGGGUUUAUUGCCCCUUCUUCACGAGUAUUUGGGAGGGGCGAGCUAAUUGAUGAUCCUCAUGCUAUAGCGAAAAAAUACCUGUCCUCCCACUUCGUUAUCGACGUUUUAUCAAUCCUACCCCUGCCACAGGUGGUGAUCUUAGUCAUUAUCCCCCAAACCAAGGGCCCGGUUGCACUGGUUACAAAGGAAUUCUUGAAGGCUGUUAUUUUCUGCCAAUAUGUGCCUAGGCUUCUUCGAAUCUGCCCUCUAUACAAAGAAGUGACUAGAACAGCUGGCAUAUUUGCUGAAACAGCUUGGGCUGCAGCUGCCUUUAAUCUCUUAAUAUACAUGCUAGCCAGUCAUGUAGUUGGAGCCUUCUGGUACUUGUUCGCAAUAGAACGACAAGAUAGGUGCUGGCAUGAUGCAUGUACAAAAGACGAUUGCGACAGUUUAUUAUACUGCAGAGAAGGAGCUGAACCAGUCGAUGAAUCUCUGAUAAGCUCUUGCGCUUUUCUUGAGCCCAGUGAAAUAAAAAACCGAACAACAGAUUUCGACUUCGGAAUAUUUCUCGAUGCUCUUAAGUCUCGUAUAGUGGAGAAAGGAGACUUUCCAAAGAAGUUUUUUUACUGCUUUUGGUGGGGACUGCGAAGUCUAAGUUCUCUUGGCCAGAACCUCAAGACGAGCACUUUUGUUGGGGAGAUUGUCUUUGCUGUUGCCAUUUCAAUCCUAGGAUUGGUUCUGUUUUCAUUGCUCAUUGGCAAUAUGCAGAAAUAUCUGCAAUCUAUAACAAAAAGAGUAGAAGAGAUGAGAGUCAAAAGGCGGGAUGCGGAGCAGUGGAUGUCCCACCGUAUGCUCCCUGAGAACCUAAGGGAGCGGAUUAGGCGCUAUGAACAGUACAAAUGGCAAGAAACCAGAGGUGUCGAGGAAGAGUCUUUGAUUAGUAACCUUCCUAAAGACAUCAGGAGGGACCUAAAGCGCCAUCUUUGCUGGUCUUUGCUCAAAAGGGUGCCAAUGUUCGAGAAAAUGGACGAACAAUUAUUGGAUGCAAUGUGCGAUCGUCUUAAGCCAGUUCUUUACACACAGACUAGCUUCAUAGUUCGUGAAGGGGAUCCAGUUGAUGAGAUGCUCUUUGUCAUGAGAGGCAGUAUUUUGACGGUGACCACCAAUGGUGGAAGAACUGGCUUUUUCAACUCUGUCGUUCUCACGGCGGGUGACUUUUGUGGAGAAGAGCUUUAUACAUGGGCUUUGGACCCCAAAUCUUCCUCCCCCAAAUUUUCCUCAAGUCUUCCCACCUCAACCCGAACUGCUGAAGCCAUAACAGAUGUUGAAGCUUUUGCCCUUGUGGCUGAUGACCUGAAGUUUGUAGCUUCACAGUUCCGGCGUCUUCACAGCAAGCAGCUCCAGCACACUUUCAGGUUCUACUCACAACAGUGGAGGACAUGGGGAGCCUGUUUUAUACAAGCAGCAUGGCGGCGGCAUUGUAGGAGGAAGGCUGAGAAGUUGUUGCGUGAGGAAGAAGAUAGGUUGCAGGAUGCUCUGGCAAAGGAGGUUGGAACUUCACCAAGUCUUGGUGCUACCAUUUAUGCAUCCAAGUUUGCCGCCAAUGCACUACGGGCCCUACGUCGCAGUCGUGCACCCAGUCCCAAAUUGCCACGUAGGGUCCCGGCUUUACUGCUCCAAAAACCAUCAGAGCCCGAUUUUACUGCCGAGGAACAUUGAAAUUCUCAAAAACAUUUCACUUACAGCACUCGGCAACAGGUCUUGCUCUUACAAGUACUUCUAUUUUUGCUUCCCUGUCCAUUAUUUACAGACUUCCAAAUAGAAACCUCAGAACAGGUGGGUGUAAAUAUCAUGUUUUUAUACAUAUCACAGAACAUAAUAUAUUACAGGCUUUUGUUUAGCAUGGUCAUCAAAAGAGUUCCUUGUACGCCCAGUCCUUCCUGGAUCAAUAAUAUAUUCUAACACUUCUCUUCGGAGAAAUUUUGCACA